Porites lobata is the source of this 8820-nucleotide messenger RNA. The record is from the annotation of a GenBank genome assembly. Lineage: Eukaryota; Metazoa; Cnidaria; Anthozoa; Scleractinia; Poritidae.
AUGAAGUUGGUAUUUGUGCUAUCGCUGAUGCUGUGUUACAGUUCAGCUCAGAGUGCUGAUUCAAGUGAGUAUAUUGUACAGUCCAACCUAUGUGAGUGACUACCUUUCGUAAGCGACCAUCUAACCAAAACACCAAAACUUUCCCAGUGGAGGCCUUACAGUUGGUACCUCUAGUAAAUUACCACCUCCUGUAAGCGACUGCGACCAUUAUUUGGGUCUGACGGUUUAAUGAUUUCCAUUGGUUUUAACCUCUUGUAAGCGACCACUUCAUGGUCCUUCAAGCAUGGUUUGAUCUCUAUUUUAGCUGUGUGUACUAUGCUAAUAGGAAUAUACGGAGAACUUUAGCAAAAUAUGGAACUACACACUUGCAAUAUCUUAUCUUCCAUGAAAAAAGUUGUGUUCGGACACCUUCUCCUUAAGCGGCCAUUGAGUCUGCAUUUUUUGUGCUCUCUUAUAGGGGUUCGCAUGUAUUUUUAUCGCGCAGAAUAUACUAUACGCCCCUAUUUUUCUCCUGUCUGUCCACCCAAUCAGCUGACAUGGAGAAAACAGAAACUAGUGUUUAACUACCAAACAUCUGGCAACUUUUCUUCUCUAAGCUUUUUUUUUGGCAAUUUUCGUGAUCCACCUAUAGUGUUCAAAACCUCAAUCACCCUAGGUCAGAUUUGAUUUCAGGUAAUAUCCUGUAAGUUUGCCACAUUGCAUUUUUAAACCAGUGGGAAAAUAGUGGGAUUUAGGAAAUUCGUUUAGUUUGUUAUGUCAUCUCAAACUUUCGAAAAAGCAAAGAACGUAGAAAAAAGAACAUUGAGGGCGAGACCCUUAAGUUCUCUAUUGAUUAAGAAAACACAAGUCUACGUGUAAAAUUACAAUCUGAUUUUAUAGGAUGUGGUUCUGUGGUAAACAACGCCUUGACAAGUCCUGGAUUUCCAACACAAUACCCAAAUAACAUGCACUGUGUACAACGUUUCCAUUCCAUCCGGAAAGGCGCUGAAGAUCAGUUUUUCAACUUUUUCCCUGGAACCACAUACUCGAUGCGGGUAAGUAAUUUAACAAUAGACAGCUUUAGAGCCACGUUUACGGCAAAAGGCAAACGGCAAACGUCAGAUUCAAGUUGAGAAUAUCUCAAAAUUAGAAAAAAGUAGCAGAUACAAACAGCUCAAAGUAAUUCUUAUGGAUAAAACUGGCAUAAACAAUUCAGAGGUAAUGAACAAUUAACAUCAAGAAAAGGGAAAACUUUUUUUUUUUUUUUUUUUUUUUUUUUUUUUUUCAAUAUUUAUUGAUAAUCACAUUAAAUAAUUACAGUUACAAUACUACAGAAAAAAAAACAAAAAAACAAAAACAAAAACAAAACAAAACACUUUAACAAUAGACAUUAACAGAGUAAAGCAAGAUUAAUUAUUAAAUUAAUACAGGGCUAAAAGAGAUUAUAAAAAGUACAACAGGGCAAUGAAAUAAUACGAAGUUAAUGCAGUUAACUUAAGUAAGGCGUCAGUAUCCACUUUCUUUUAAAGAAUUCUUUGUUGCUGAUUUUUUCUUCUGUUUCAUAUUUAGCGAUGAUCUUGGCCCUAAAUCCAUAAAUGUUUGGAAAGAUUUGUUUGCUCCUACAGUCCCACAAAUAGAGUUUUCCAAUAAUUAUAAAAUAGUUCAGCAGUUGAAGUAAAGGGCAAGUAUUUUCCGUCAAAAUUCCAAACAGCACAUUUUCCAAGCAGAGACGAAUUCGUUGAUUCGAAAUAAGGCACCAAUAAAGUUCAAAUUCAAUCCAAAACUGUUUAGAGCGCGAGCAGUGAUAGAACAAAUGAGUUAAUGAUUCGGGUUGAUUGUCACAGAAAGAGCAUAAAUCAUUUGCUCUAAAACCUAUUUUAUACAACUUUGUAUUUGAGUAAAGAAUUGAGUUAAUUACCUUGUACUGGAAUGCUUUAACAUACGAUUCGACAACGAUAGAGUGAGGCAGCUUAAAUAUUUGCCUCAGAUUGUCGCUGUUAAAAUGAAAGUUACUCUGUAAUUUUUUAAUAAUAUUGGGCGGUUUAGCUUUUUCUCUGAUGAAUAGGUUGUAGUAAUCCUUUGAUUUCCCUUUCGUAACAUCAAAAGUAUUGUCACCCACCACAAAUGUUGGAGAGUUUAUGGAAGGAUACCUGUCAUAACCUCUUAACGAUAAUGGAAUGGACCUACGUAAGCCAGCCCAUUCUAAAAUAUUUGUUUUGCAUACUUUUUUAGACAGUUCAUUAUAAGAAUCAGUGCUGUUCAGACUAAGUAAAAGAUCUUGAAUGCAAAUGACUCUCGCAUUAACAUAAUGUUUAUAAUAAACCGGCUUGUUUUCUACUUUUAUUUCUUUGUUAUUCCAGAUUAUGGUUUUCCAGUCUUCUUCAGUGGCAAACGUUUCACGAAAUUGCGACCACCAUAACAAAAGUUCCCGAUAGAAUUGAGAAGGAAUUGUGUAAUCCGAGAUAUUAUAGUUGCAGUUAAAAAAGAACAAUCCCCCAACGGAGCCCAUUAUGUGUUGUAGGUAGCUUUUCCAAGUUCCAUUAGUCCCACUGAAGAUACGUUUUAACCAAGCUAAUCUCAAUGAUUUAACCAUGCACUCGAGAUCAACCAUUCUGAGCCCUCCCUCUUCGUAUUCAUUUAUAACUGAAGCUCUUGUUACCUUAUCUACACCUUUCCAGAGAAAUUUAAACAGUAUUUUAUUCAAUUCUUUUAGCAAUUCAUUGGGAGUUGGAAGAAUCGAACAAACGUAAAUGUACUUGGGGAUAAGAAAAGAUUUGAUUAUUGUCACCUUACCGUAUAUCGAUAAGCCUCUAGCGGACCAUAUAUUAAUAAGCUUUUUAAUUGAAUCCAGUCGUUCUAUAAAAUUCUUUUCUUUAAGCAAUUUUUGGUCGUAAGUAAAAUAUACACCUAGAGCUUUUAUUGGCUCGUCCGGCCAUUUAACACCGAAUGGUUUUUCUUUAUAAUGUCUCUUAGAUCCAAUCCACAUACCUUCAGUUUUUGAACAGUUAAUCUUGAGUCCAGAGAUGAUUUCGAAUUUGUUAAGUAGUUCAAAUAACCUUUCGGCCGAGCUUGUGUCAGCUAACACAGCGGUUGUAUCGUCUGCAAACUGUAAAAGCUUAGUUUCCUCGGUUCCUAUUGUGAUUCCUUUAAUUGACUCUUUUUGCCUUAUGGCAAUUGCUAAAGUUUCUACAGCAAUUAUAAAUAAGUAAGGAGAGAGUGGAUCACCUUGCCUAACACCACGUUCCAGAGUAAAGAAGUUAGAACUAACGCCAUUGUUUAUAACACAGCUUUGAAUGUUGUUAUAAAAGGUUUUCACCCAUUGAAGGAAGUCUCGUCCAAAGUUAAACUUUUUAAGACUCUCAAUGAGAAAUUCCCAUUCCACACUAUCAAAAGCUUUUUGAAAAUCUAUAAACAACAGUAAACCUGGGAUGUUUUCCUUAGCUGUGAAGUCCAUAAUAUCGAAGAUAGAACGUAUUGCUUCACCAAUGAAACGAUCUUUAACAUAACCCGUCUGGUUGUAGUGAAUGAUACUGGGUAACACCUUUUUAACCCUUGCUGCGAUCACCUUGGACAUAAUUUUCGUAUCUACAUUAACAAGAGAUAUCGGCCGCCAGUUUUCGAGGAGAGUGUGAUCUUUUCCGCUUUUCUCAAGCAGAGUAAUUACAGCCUGUUUUUGUGAGCCUGACAUUUCCCCUUUUUCGAAACAUUCAUUUGCGCACCUGAUAAAACUUUCGCUUAUUAAAGGCCAAAAUUUUCUAUAAAAUUCAGCUGGAAUGCCAUCAUUUCCAGGGGAUUUAUUACCCUGGAAGCUGUCCAAGAGUUCAGAACAUUCUUCCGGAGAAAUCAAUCCUUCACAGGAAUUUUUUUGUUCCUCUGAAAGUUGGGGAAUAUUCAGAUCGUUCAAAAAUGAAGAUAUUUUCUCUCCUGUAUUAGGACUAUUAAUGCUGCUUUUGUACAAUUCCCUGUAAAAACGCUCUUGUUCUUUUAGUAUAUAGUGCGGAUCCGUUGUAGUUUUACCAUUUAUGCACAGUUUUCUUAUAUGCUUUUUAACGUGGUUCCUUUUUUCUAAGUUUAAGAAAUAUUUUGUGCUUUUCUCUCCAUGUUCAUGCCAUCUAGCCCGUGCUCGUAUUAUUACGCCUUUGGUUUUUUCUUCGUAAAACGACUCCAACUUCUCCCGAACUACGUUAUAAUGGUUGUGUUAUGGUCCUUUGGAUUAUUUUCAAGUUUACCCUUUGCUUUACUUAAUUCUUCCUGAAGGUCAAGUUCCUUUUUCACCCUUUCUUUUGCCUUUCUUUUAGAGUAUUGAAUAGCAUGAGCUCUUAUGUUAUAUUUAACCCAAUCCCAUAUCAUUCGAUUAUCUGUGAAUUCUUUCUGUCCUUCUGCUGUCCAAAGUGGAAUCAUCCUGGCCAUAUCUUCUUCGUACUCUUCAUCAUCUAACAGUGAGCAGUUCAUUUUCCAGUUUCCUGGCCCUUUCAAUUCGUUCUCUAACUUUCCGAGUUCUAAAGAAAUUGCAUCGUGAUCUGUUCGUACAGCUGGGAUUAUUUCAGUCAAUUCAACAAAAUCGCUCAGAUUGUUAGAUAUCAACCAGUAAUCGAGACGACAGAACACUGGGGGGAGAUUUCUGACUCCAUGUAAAGCUUUUUGCGUCAGGAUUUUUGGAUCUCCAAAUAUCUACUAAAUCUAAUUUACUUUUGAAAUCGUCGACACAAGAGAUAACUGAUUUCCUUUUUAUACUUGCUCCGCCUUUUUUUGUCGAGUAAUGGAUCGAGUGGGCAAUUUAGAUCUCCUCCUAGUAUAAUGUUGUCAACAGAAUCCAGAUUUUCAUUUUGCAAAAUUGAAAGUAGCUUGUUGAAAAAAUUCACUUGGUCUUUAUCUUUGUUCGGCGCAUAAACAUUAAUCAGCACAUAGACUUUAUCUUGGAUGCAAGCUUUUAAAAUAAUGUAUCGCCCCUCGGGGUCUACAAUUUUAUGAUUAAUGCUGCAAUCAAUACCAUUUUUAAACAAAAUCGCAACACCUCGCGCAUUUGAACUACCAUGGCAAGAUAUUAUCUCAGCACCCCAUUCAUUUCUCCAUUGAUACUCUGUUGCAGCGAUCGAGUGCGUCUCUUGCAAAAAAACCAGGUCUGCCUUACGUUUACGACACCAGAGAAAGAUGGUUCUUCUUUUGCGGAAAUUACUUAAGCCCUUCACAUUAAGCGAUAUUAGUUUAAAAGCAUCAAACAACUAACUUUUGUGUUACUGUAUGCAAAUUGUGGGACUGCAUAGCUGAAAAACAAAAGAGCCGAAGGUGUGAUUGAACAAACGAAAGGCGUGAAUGUAGUAGACAUACUUUGAAAGCAAGUAAAGGAUACUGAUUGUGCAUUGAUAAGAUUAAUAAAUAAACCCAGUAAGAGAAAAAUUAGAAUAGAAAAACACUCGAAAAAUCUAAGUACAACAAGAAGAAGAAGAAAUAAAAUAAAUAAAAUAAAAAUAAUACAGGGAAACACGUUAACCAAAACACUAGCCAGCUUAAGCUCACCUUUGAAGCAGAUAACUCCAACGCUCGUAAAAUUACCACACUUUGCAUCCGGUUAUAGUUAUAAGUUGGUAAUGUGGAAAGUAUGCAACCUUACAAAUCGUUUAAAUCGCUUAGAAAAUUAAUCCUGAUCGGAGACCCCGACGGCGAGGUCUUGACAUAAACUUUUCCGUCCAAGGUCCACACACUGACAAGAGUUCCAUCGUGUUUGCGUUUGUUAACUUCUUCAACCAGCUCUCUUCUAUAUGGCGUUAGGUUCUCGUUUAAGUAUAUUCUACGGUUACCAGAAGAAGGGUAUCCUGGAAACAGAUCAUGCAACCUCACAUCCUUUAGUUUUGUUCGCUCUUUGUACAGCCUCGCCUUUGCUUUGUGAUUUACAAAUUUAGCGAUGAUUGCUUUGCCCUUGUUAAUUUUAUGUGAUAUUUCUAUAUCCUCGGGUUCUACUGUAAUGUUGAGGGCUUCGGCUAGCUUAAUAACAACUUGUUCCGUGUUUGUGUAGGCAUCUUGUGGUAUUCCAUGGAUUUCCACGGAAUUUUUCCGCGAGUACUGCUCUAAGUUGUCAAGCUCUUCCGAUAGGCGCUCGGUUUCCUCGCGCUGAUUCUCUAGGUCUUGAUACAUUGUUUUCAGUCGGUUGUUCAUCGAUGAAAUAGUAUUCUUCAGUUCUUUAUUCGCACCCGUGGCCUUCUUAAGAGAUCCCUUUAAGUUUUCGAUUUCUUUUCCAUUGAAAUUUGCUGAUUCUGUUAGGCUGUUAAGAUCCUUUCUGUUGGAGUUCACAGAGCAUUUCAGUUCUUCAAACUCAUUUCGCAACUCUAUGUUUUCCUUUAGAAUAGUGGAUAGCUGUAUCUGAAUAUCGAUAAGAAUGUUCUUUAUCUCAAGAAGACUUGGUUCCUCUUGGCUUUCUUCUGAUAACAUUUGAAUAGCUUCUUCGAUACCUGUGUCCAUGCCGCUUGCCGCCAUGUUGGCUUUUUUCCCAGCUCGAGUGUCUUCUUCAGUGGAUCCACGUUCUCCACGUUUGUUUUUUUUCCCCUUCUUUGAGGACAUUUACGUGAUAAGUAAGAUCUCACAUUUUAGAGUGAACGGGGGAAAUCUAGAUGCCGGGAAAGCGUGGUAAGGGAUGAGUUAGUGGGACAUCGUUGAAGGCACGUCCGCCAUGAUCCACGCGCAGGCUCAGUCCAGAAAAGGGAAAACUUGGUCACGUGGUACAGAUUCACUUUUGCCGUUUACAAUAAAGUUAACGUGACUGAUGACAAACUAUUGAAAACCACUCAACUGACUCAGUUUGGUAAGUGUAGACUAGGAACUUAACUUAAAGUGAUUCUUGUUACUCUAAAACGUAACAUAUUUGCUGGUCAAAACAUAUUCACGAAUUCCGACGUUCGGCUUGUACGCUGCAAAUUUGCGGAUCUUUGAUAUUAGGCCUAGAAAUAAGCCAAAUCAGGCUUCUAAAAACCCAGGCUGACAGGUAAGUAUAUCCCGUCGGGAAAGACACCGGCCAAUGAGAAUACCGUAAAAUUCCGAAAAUAAGCCCCUCCAUGUAUAAGCCCCUCCAAAUAUAAGCCCCCCAAAGCGAUAACGCAAAAAAACCCUCCAUUAAAUCGCCCCUCCAAAUAUAAGCCCCCUGGGGGCUUGUAAUUGGAAAAUUGCCAUUGUUUUAAAUCAGCUUUGCAGUAGUCUUUGGACUUCUUGUUCUUGGUUCUUUAUAUUUUGGCUGAUUUGAUCUCUUUUCUAGAGAUCCAACGUUUGCAACUAGCAGGAUCUUCGUCCACGGUUUUUGCAGCUAAUUUAAUCCCUUAAAUACAAAGUAAAACAAAACAAAAACGGUAAAUUCACUUCCAACUAUAAGCUAACCCGAUCGGUUUUGAAACGCAAAUUUCCCUCCGUAGAUAAGCCCCUCCGAAUAUAAACCCCUCCAAAAAUAAGCCCCUCAAAAAGGGCCUUUGAAAAAAAAUAAGCCCCGGGGCUUAUUUUCGGAAUUUUACGGUAGCUCUCUAAUUUUAAAAUAAAGAUAGACCUAGCUUUAGAAACUGAUAACACGAAGAAGAAUGUAAAACGCACUGAUGUUCUUUAAUUCUUAAAAGAAUUAAAGAGUAUCUGCCAGUAAAUUAGCGGUCUGGUCGAUAUGCCGUGAAAAAUAGAUUUCACUCAUUUCUUGUGCGUUGAAAGACUUUCAUGUACCUGCACUUAACGGCCCCAAUCCGCUGGACCGUAUUUUUAAAACUCUCGAAUUUUUUAGACAAUUUUGGUUCACCCCAUGCAUCUAAAGCUCGCUUUGCGCUGCUUAAUUCAAGGCUGAAAAUCAACAAAACUUUGAAUUUUGAUUUGGAAAGAAAUAGUAAUUAUUAGAUAAAAGAUAUAAUACAAAAUACCAUCAUAAUUCCUAUGACAUAACACAGCGUUUUCUGCCAACAUUAAGCACAAUUUAACGCCAUAGCAAGAUUUUAACGAUCCCCUUCCCGCACUGAUAGAUCAAGUGGAGCCAAACCACCCCCCAAAUGGGGUCCCAAAUGUGUCAUUUGCUCUCGGAUAAAAAGUUGAAGUAGAGUAAUAUAUAUGGAAACCAUGAUAUUUUGUGAAAGAUUACUUGCGAAAAAAAUAUAAUUUCUACGAUUUCGUCGAUUCUUUCUUCUCCUAAAAUACUGCCUAAACAGUGCAUUCAUUAGUCAUUGACCAGGUGACAGCUUUUACUUCAUCAGUAUGGUAUUUCUGUUUCUUCGGCGCAGACGGGCUCUCUCUCGAAAUGUUCCUAGCGGCAGAGAGCGGUGGGAGUCGGCUGUUUCGCAGCCUAAUGAACAAAAUUCAAACUAUUAUUUACAAAAUCGAACUUCGUUGCUGGUGAUCGUAGAUAGCGGGCUCAAAAGGUGUAGAGACUUCUCACUGGUUAAACCGAGAUCUGACCAAUUAUAUGGUUUUCGAUCUGGGAAAUGCCAUAGCUUUUUAAAAUCCAAAUUAAGACUUCACGCCUCAAAGUCUUUCCGUGAGUUGAGUUGAGUUAAAUCCCUUUUACAGGCCUUUGUCAUCUGUAAGUAAGUCAAAAGCAAGAGAACAUAAAAACCUCUUGUUGAACGUUAAUUGGCAUUUGUAGACGGCGGCAAUUCGACUGCUCGGGAGUGAGUCAAGUGCAACAUAAAAUGAAGGAAUUUGAUCGGCGGCUUGAUAUUCCACAGAAACGUUUGGAGCUUCCUUAACUCCACCAUAAAGCACGACUCGCAAUUAGCUGAGGCAGGACAACAUAGAAGGCUUUUAUGUUCUCUUGGCGGUUAGGGUUAUUUCUAAGAAUUUAACUGCCCUUGAUAAGUAAAAAACAUAUUUUUUCUCUUCUAGGUAUGA